AUGAACUAUUCUAUGCGUGAAAUAAUUUCCAUACAUGUCGGACAAUGUGGUGUACAAUUUGGUAAUGCUUGUUGGGAAUUAUAUUGCUUAGAACAUGGAAUUCAACCGGAUGGUAAUAUGCCACCCGAUAAAAAUUGUGGUGGACGUGAUGAAUCAUCUUUUAAUACAUUUUUCAAUGAAAAUGGAUGUGGAAAACAUGUGCCCCGGGCAAUUUUUGUUGAUUUAGAACCAACAGUUAUCGAUGAAGUCCGAACUGGAACAUAUCGGCAAUUAUUUCAUCCAGAACAGCUUAUAACAGGUAAAGAAGAUGCGGCUAAUAAUUAUGCACGCGGACACUACACAAUUGGUAAAGAGAUAAUUGAUUUAGUUUUGGACAGAAUACGAAAAUUAGCAGAUCAAUGUCCUGGCUUACAAGGAUUUUUUAUAUUUCAUUCAACUGGCGGCGGUACAGGAUCUGGUUUUGCUGGAUUAUUAAUGGAACGUUUAUCAAUUGAUUAUGGGAAAAAAACGAAACUAGAAUUUGGUAUAUAUCCAGCACCAUGUAUUGCUUCUGCUGUUGUUGAACCAUAUAAUGCUGUUUUAAAUACUCAUAUCAAUAUGGAACAUUCUGAUUGUACAUUUAUGGUAGAUAAUGAAGCAAUUUAUGAUAUUUGCCGCCGUAAUUUAGAUAUCGAAAGACCUACGUAUACCAAUUUGAAUCGUUUAUUAGCACAAAUUGUGUCAUCAAUAACCGCAUCUCUACGUUUUGAUGGUUCUCUAAAUUGUGAUUUGAAUGAUUUUCAAACAAAUGUGGUACCAUAUCCUAGAAUACAUUUUCCAUUAGUCACUUAUGCACCUAUAAUUUCUGCUGAACGUGCUUUACAUGAACAAUUAACAUGUGCUGAAAUAACUAAUGCAUGCUUUGAACCUGCAAACCAGCUUAUUAAGUGUGAUCCUCGUAAUGGUAAAUACAUAUCUUGCUGCAUGUUAUAUAGAGGUGAUAUAGUUCCAAAAGAUAUAAACAGCGCUAUUGCAACAAUAAAAACAAAGAAAACAAUUCAAUUUGUUGACUGGAGUCCUACUGGUUAUAAGAUCGGAAUAAAUUUUCAACCAUCAACUGUUGUACCUGGCGGAGAUUUAGCGAAAGUUCAACGAUCAUUAUGUAUGGUAGCGAAUACAACAGCGGUAGCUGAAUCAUGGGCUCGUUUAGAUCACAAAUUUGAUUUAAUGUAUUGUAAGCGUGCAUUUGUCCAUUGGUUUGUGGGUGAAGGUAUGGAAGAAGGUGAAUUUUCAGAAGCUAGAGAAGAUAUGGCUGCUUUAGAAAAGGAUUACGAAGAAGUUGGUAUGGAUUCAAGUUUUGCAGAAGAUGAAAAUGAAGAAUAUUAA
Condylostylus longicornis is the source of this 1365-nucleotide messenger RNA. RefSeq names its product tubulin alpha-1C chain-like. The coding region runs from base 1 to 1365 and encodes 454 amino acids. The transcript has 2 exons. The record is from RefSeq and is a predicted model, not a curated record. Gene Ontology annotation, cellular component: microtubule; cytoplasm. Lineage: Eukaryota; Metazoa; Arthropoda; Insecta; Diptera; Dolichopodidae. Gene Ontology annotation, molecular function: structural constituent of cytoskeleton; GTP binding. Gene Ontology annotation, biological process: mitotic cell cycle; microtubule cytoskeleton organization.